Closterium sp. NIES-65 is the source of this 1365-nucleotide messenger RNA. The record is from the annotation of a GenBank genome assembly. NCBI's taxonomy places the organism in Eukaryota, Viridiplantae, Streptophyta, Zygnematophyceae, Desmidiales, Closteriaceae.
AUGGCGGUCCUCGCUUCGUCCCUGUCCGUGUCCUCGCGCUUGGCGAUGCCGUCCGCGGCGAUGACGGCAAGCAGUAGCAAGCUGAGCGCCGCGAGCUCGUUCGCGCCGAGCGUGAAGCACAGCUUCGGGUGCUCCGCGCCGAGCAGCCGCGUGGUGAUGGCGGCGGCCGCCGCCGGGAAGGACAAGCCGAGGGACGGCUCUAAGGAGCCCGCGCAGGAGACGCUUCUCACGCCGCGCUUCUACACCACCGACUUCGACGAAAUGGAAGCGAAUGCGAGAGCUAAUCAUUCUUACUUCUCCUUCUCCUUCUCCUUCCACACACCCCCUUUCCCCCCGCUGCCUCGCGAUCCGCCGCGCUUCCGCCCCUUGCAGCUGUUCAACCGCGAGAUCAACCCGUACGUGAACCAGGCGGAGUUCGACGCGUGUCUGGAGGAGUUCCGCGCGGACUACAACCAGACGCACUUCGUGCGCUCGCCCGAGUUCAAGGAGGCGGCCGACAAGAUCCAGGGCCGCGCGCGCGAGAUCUUCGUGGAGUUCCUCGAGCGCUCCUGCACCGCCGAGUUCUCCGGCUUCCUGCUCUACAAGGAGCUGGGCCGCCGCCUCAAGAAGACCAACCCGUGCAUUGCGGAGAUCUUCACGCUCAUGUCGCGCGACGAGGCGCGGCACGCGGGGUUUCUGAACAAGGCGCUGUCGGACUUCAACCUGUCGCUGGACCUGGGGUUCCUGACCAAGGCGCGCAAGUACACCUUCUUCAAGCCGCAGUACAUCCUCUACGCCACGUUCCUCUCGGAGAAGAUCGGCUACUGGCGCUACAUCACCAUCUGCCGCCACCUCAUGGCGAACCCCGAGUUCGCGUGCUACCCGAUCUUCGGCAAGUUCGAGAACUGGUGCCAGGACGAGAACCGGCACGGCGACUUCAUCACGGCCAUGCUCAAGUGCUACCCCAAGUUCCUGACGGCGUGGGACUCGAAGCUGUGGGCGCGCUUCUUCUGCCUCUCCGUGUACGUGACCAUGUAUCUCAACGACCACCAGCGCGGCGCCUUCUACCGCAACCUGGGGCUGGACGUGAAGCAGUUCGACCUGCACGUGAUCAAGGAGACGAACCGCACGUCGGCGCGCAUCUUCCCCGCCGUGCUCGACGUCGAUAACCCCGAGUUCGAGCGCAAGCUGGACCACCUCGUGCGCCUCCACGAGAGCAUCAUCGCCGUUGACGCCAACCAGGGUGCGCCCGAGCUGCUGCGGCGCGUGCAGAAGCUGCCGCUGCAGGCGGCGUUUGUGGGCGAGCUGCUCGCCAUGUACCUCAUGCGCCCCGUCGACGCGGGCUCCGUCGAGUUCGACCAGGAGGAGGCGCGCAUCGUCUAUUGA